This is a messenger RNA of Syngnathus typhle (broad-nosed pipefish), 5626 nucleotides long. It is a transcript of the gene frmd3, whose product is annotated as FERM domain containing 3. Gene Ontology annotation, molecular function: cytoskeletal protein binding. Lineage: Eukaryota; Metazoa; Chordata; Actinopteri; Syngnathiformes; Syngnathidae. Gene Ontology annotation, cellular component: cytoskeleton. The transcript is spliced from 15 exons. The record is from RefSeq and is a predicted model, not a curated record. Bases 204 to 2054 code for a protein of 616 amino acids.
CCUUUAAGUUGGCUCUCCAGGGAGCGAGUCCGGGAGAGAGAGUGAGAGCGGCUGACUCCAUGCUGUCUGUGCUGCAGCUGAGGACAGCAGACAUGCUCCAUCUGUCCAUCCUCCUCCUCCUGCAUCCCUCCAUUCAUCCAUCCCAGCAGCAUCAGAUGCGCUGACAUGCCGCGUGGGGCGUCGCGUCAGAGCCUCACACGAGGAUGAAAAUGCUCCGCUUCCGCAGCCCCAGCAUCCGCUCCCUGGAGAACCACCAGGAGAUCCCGUGCACUAUCCGCCUGCUGGAUGACUCGGAGAUCUCCUGCAGCAUCCAGAGAGACACCAAAGGCCAGUUCCUGUUUGACCAUGUGUGUAAUCACUACAACCUCCUGGAGAAGGAUUACUUUGGUAUUCGCUAUGUGGAUCCAGAGAAACAGAGGCACUGGCUGGAGCCGAAUAAAGGUGUGGUUCGACAGAUGAAAUCUCUGCAGCCCUUCACCAUGUGCUUCCGAGUUAAAUUUUACCCACACGAGCCAAUGAAGAUCAAAGAAGAGCUGACAAGGUACCUGUUGUACCUCCAGCUGAAGAGAGACGUCUACCACGGCCGUCUCCUCUGUCCCUUUGCUGAAGCUGCCUAUCUGGGCGCGUGCAUUGUGCAGGCCGAGCUGGGGGACUACGACCAAGAGGAGCAUCCGUCCGAUUAUAUCAGAGACUUCAGGCUGUUCCCCAAGCAGUCGCUUAAACUGGAGAGGAAAAUUAUGGAGAUACACAAGACUGAGCUGAGGGGUCAAUGUGUUGCCUUAGCAGAACUCAACAUGCUCCAAAGGGCACACAACCUUGAAACGUACGGAGUUGACCCUCACCCUUGCAAGGACUUCACUGGUUCCACAGCUUUCCUGGGGUUCACAGCAACCGGUUUCGUGGUUUUCCAGGGAAACAAGAGGAUCCAUCUUCUGAAAUGGGCCGACGUCAGUAAGCUCAAGUUUGAAGGGAAAACAUUUUACGUCAUCGGCAUUCAAAAAGAGAAAAAACUGGUGCUGACGUUUCACACCUCAACCCCUGCUGCGUGUAAGCACUUGUGGAAGUGUGGGGUGGAGAAUCAAGCCUUUUACAAGUGCGCAAAGUCAAGUCAGAUAAAGACGGUGUCAAGUAGCAACAUUUUCUUCAAAGGCAGCAGGUUUAGAUACAGCGGAAGAGUAGCCAAGGAGGUGAUAGAAGCCAGCUCUAAAAUCCAGAGAGAUCCACCUGAGGUGCGCAGACUCCAGUUUGGUCAGAGUCGAAGCUUUAGCUCAUUGAGUCAUAAGAACCUCAUCAUGAACAUGGAACCUCUGGUACCAGCUUUGCCCUCGACCAACGAGUACGACGAGACGACGGUGGAAAACGCAGGCUUUGUUGCUCUGAAGGACUCGGCCGCGUUGCCUCCCGUCCCACCUUCAGCCGCUCCCGUAGACCAUCAACCAAGCACAGAUGGAGCGAACUGUGCGUCAGACCUGCCGCCUCCCCGCCCUGCCAUGGAGACUAUCACUAUCCGACCUCAGAUGCCCAAAGCAAGAAGUGAAAUGGAUGAGGAUGACGGAGAACGGACCAUCUCUGAGCUUGUCUACAGCCCUUGCGCCAGCAUGCUUCCCACCCCGGUGGACGACAGCCAAGGAGGCGUGGACCUACUCUUCUCGUCACCUGUCCAGAGCCCCGCCAGGCUUCUGAGGGAGCUCCACGCCGACCCCGAUAUCCAGGCGCAGCUGGAGGCCGAGAGGGAGCGCGACCGGGCCUUCGAGCGCACACGACUGGCGGCCAGAAGGGGUGGCAGCGGGGUCCUUAGCCUGCUGUCAUCCAACACCCGGCUCAACGCGUGCAUACUGAGCGUGGCGCGACUUAUUGCCGUGCUCACCGGCGUCUUGAUGGUCACCGUGCCCACUCUGCUGCUGUUGCUGGAGUCUGACCUGGACGUGUCCUUCCUGCACGAGAUCCGCCAGACGCCAGAGUUCGAGCAGUUCCACUAUGAGUACUACUGCCCACUUCGCCGCUGGAUCGUGUGCAAGGUCAGCAUGGCAAUGGAGAACCUGUGGUCAGACUAAACGUAGGAUGGAAAAGCUCUCGGACCAUAAGAGGGAAGGCAUCACUUCAGGGAAAAACACAGAUGCCCAAAAGUCUGUCUUAUAUGGAUCCUCAGACAUGAAAUGGGGAAAAUUAAAAAAAAAAAAAACCACGUAAGGUACAUAGAAAAUAUUCAUUUGUGGCCACAAUUUAAGUAUAACAUGUAAAAAAUAUUCCUUUGCGGUCACAAAUUAGGCAAAAGGACCUGACCUUUUUGAGUGUGAUAUUCGCAUGAAUUAAAGCCAACUUCAGUUUUUAACUUCCGCUAGGAAAAUAUUAAAAAACAUUUUAAAGCUAGCAAAGCAUGGUGAACAAGUGGAUGUAUUGAAUUUAUAUAUUUUUUGGGUUAUUACUCCAAAAGUUAAUUAAAAUACUUUAAUACUACGCCAUUAUUUUUUAAUAAGUAACUCGCAACUGUUUUGGAAUACAUCAUCCUCCCAAAGCUGUUUGUACUUUACACUUUCUAUAAUAGAAAGUGCAUUCCAUUUGCGAGUCAAACUGUUCAAGAAAUAAAUUAAUAUCAUGAAUUUGUGUGUUGGACACAAAUUACGCCCACCUCGUGGCGAAUUAACAUUUUGGGCACAAAUGAGUAUUUUGCACGUUAUACUUAAUUUGUGGCCCCCCAAACUGGAAUUUUAUGUGUGGGUUAUAUGUCAAUUCCCCCCCCAAAUCCCUGUCAUGUCUGGGUGUCCAUAGUCUUAACAUGUCAUUCAAUCCUAUACCCAGUCUUAACUGCUGUUGCAUCCUUGAGUCUUGAAGCUCACAAGAUGCGAUCACUUGUUAAGAUUGAGCUUUGUGGCCAAGAAUAGAAGAGGAUAAAGAGUGCAGGCAAAAGGCAGAGAGGCACAAAAAGGAGAAGGAAAAAAAUCAAGAUGCUGACAAGUGACCGCAAAGACCUUUGUCUUGACUUUAUUUGAUGUUUGAUAAAUCUUGUUCAAUGAUUUCCCCAAUUGAUCCCAAGCAUGUCAAUCAUAAGUGAGUGUUCAGCAGUCGCGCUAAAAGUUACCGCAGUCUCCUAAGUUGAGGAAACAAACAAAAAAAAGCCACAUUGGUACAGAAGUUGUUUUUAAGCUUUUGUACAUUUUUACGUGAUGCGGAUCUUUCAGGAAUUUUUAAGUCCGAGCAUCGACUUUGAUCUAAUUUUGGGGGAAAAAAAAAGUAACCGUUUACAAAAGAAGUAAAGAAAAAAAAAAAAAGCAAAUUACCGCAAGUUUUUUGGGGGCAGGGGUGGUUUUUUUACGACUCCUACAGCACAAAUUGACGUCGAGUCUCUGUCAGACCGCAUGAUGUCAUUUCUGUAACAGGACAGGCUAUGUUUAGUUUGCGCUUAUACAGCAGAUCAUGUCUUCGUGUUAUGUGUAUGGCGUGUUGGGAUGCAGCAGAAAAGAAUGCAAAAGCAGGAUGUUGACUUUUUUUGACAGGAAAUUUAGAGGGAAGAGAUGGACGAGGUUAAGUUAAGGUGUGUAUCAUGCCAGUGUCGUACGUUUCCUGUGAUGUGUGUCGUAGAGGAUGGUUUUUUUUUGCCUGUAGCUUUUUUCCACAACACUGUGUCCAAACCUACUGAGCAUCCCAGCUCCCAAAGUGGUUGUCUUUCAAAUUCUCUCCAUCCAAACAAAAUCAAAACCAAAAAGACAUGGCGCUCUUGUUAACUACCAUUCGGACUGUCCAGUCAGUUAUUCUGAUCAACUUCUCAGGAAAUGGCAUAAGCAGCUCCUGUUGAUUGCAUUUACCAGGCACACUUACACUGGGUCAACUGUCCCUUUAUUAGCAAGGUCAAGCAUGGUUGGGCCCCCAUCCUCCCUCCCUCCCUUCUCCCGCCUCCACUCAUUUGUUCUUUCAAUUUCAUUUUUCAUUAUUUCGCAAGCCUUUGUUCACUAAAAUAACCUCAGUCGAACGGGAACUAGAAGCGCAACAGUGGAUUCUAUUUGGACUUAAUUCUCUUGAAACAAUUAGUUUUAUCUCUCAAUUAUUAAUCCAGCAUCUAAUUCCUAAGGCCCUGCUCUAGAUAUUCACCAGAAUGCUAAUACUUUUGUACAGUACUGUAUAUACCAAGAUGCGUAUUUAUUUUGAGCAAGAGUGUAGCUGAUGCACUACAACGUUCAUUUUUGCAAAGGUAUUCAGUUAAUCUACACAGGCACUCCUUUCACAGUCAGUACAAAUGUUUUCUGCCUCAUAUGAAUAUGCAUAACAACGCGUGUGGGUCCGAUCCAGCACACGUAGAAAAUAUGCAGCGACAAAGCAUUUAUUUUUCCUACUAAAAACCAAGAAAAGGGCCAAAUCACUAUGACAACAGCAUUACUGUCAUAUUUAUUGCUGACAUCAAUAUUUUGGAAUCCCAAGGUGGUUUUGCGAAAGGAUUCAUAGAUGUACAGCUCUUCAUUUCCGUACUAAUUCACUCAUUUGAGUCACUUUGGAAGAAUCUGAAAACCUGCAUGUCCUCCUUUUGUAAAUAUGAUGUUGAUCAAUGUGGCAAAAAAAAACAAAAAACAGAAAAGAAUAUGAAACGUGUUGCUUUUUCCUGUCUUGUAGGCUUGGCUGCCUUGCCCAUCAUUAGAAUGCAUGAGACAUGAUUUGUUUUGACCAAAAAGGGCAAAGAUGAUUUAGCAUUUGCUGAGAACCGAAAAUUUGCUAACUUAAUGAUUCUAUUACAAAUUUCUUACUUAAAUAGUGCAAAAUUAGAAAGACGACUCGAAAACGAAACUCAAAACUAAUGGAGUAUGCUAGCAUGUUACCUAACGUGGUGUUCCCCACUCAUUUUGAAACAAACGUGAUUUAUUAGCCAAUGAAGAAUAUUAUUGAGAAACAAUGCGACGUAAUAUGAGACAAAUGUAAGGUUAACAAUGCACGGUUUGCUAACACCAUGUUCCUGCAAGUUUUAACAUGAAUCGUUGCCCGCUUUGAGAUUUAACUUUGAGAAAAGUUUCAGAGACACAUGAUGUAGCAUUAGCUCAGCUUGUAGCUUAGCAUUUACCCUAACAACAAAGGGAAUUAUUGCUCUUUUUGAGCUGUGUCACUUUAGAGCUUUAUGAUAACAGAAAGUUUCAUUUUUGUUGCAUCGUAAUUAUAUGAAAAAAAUAUAUACGUAUAUAAAAAAAGAAAAAAGAAUACAGCUAUUAAACACACACUAGAUGUCAUAUCCAAGGACAGGUAUUCUGGAUUAUUAUUAUUAGCAAAAAAUUACAGAAUUACAUUAAAGUGUGUACAAUUAUACAUAAUAAAGUGUGAAAUGUAUUCGAUUUGAACUCAGGUCUUUGCCAAGGAUUGGGCAUGGGGAUUAUGUUGAAAGGUGGCAUUUAGGAAUUGUGUGAGCAUGUGCAGUAGUAGCUGAUUUUUCUUCAUAUUGAUUUUAUUCUUUUAUUCUCUGAAACGACUCUGGGAGAUUUUAUUUUGAACGGUAACAUCCACUGCACUUACCCCCUCACCACUCCUCUGGGACAACCAAGCCUUACGAACUUUGCGACGUGAAACAUUUGAAUGUUUGUAUGUCAUUCAGAAGAAACUACGUGUUGAUUUCGAUAUGUUGAUACUGCCACAAUAAAGCUCCCUAAUGUAA